CACACACACACUGUGGCCGGAGUGGUGUGUGUUUCCUGGCUCAUUGUGAAGUGGGCCAUUCAGAUUGAGGGGCCAAAUGGGGCAGGAAGUGUGAGACUGCCCCCAUCUACCCCUCAACAUCCCCCUCUUCACUUCAGCAUGAGGAACAUUUCUCGCCUUCUCCUGCCACAUCCUGUUAGCAACACCAGAGUCUUUAGCCUUGGAGCUCUUUCAUAAGCUUUUAAAAAAUUGAUUAUACCACAACAGGGACCUGGAGAGGUGUGUGUGUGUGUGUGAGUGAGAGAGAGAGAGAGAGAGAGAGAGAGAGAGAGAGAUGGACUCUUACUGGACUAAACGGAGUUAUUUAAAGUCAGAGAAAUGUUGGCGAUGUCUGGAUCAUUAACGGGGUAACGAAAUGGAGACCUCAUCACCAAGGCAACGACGCCGUUACCAUGACGGUUCCCUGACCCGACGACGCCAACGCGGUUAUGAGGUGGAGGCAAAGGAGGCGUGUGAUUGGCUGAGAGCAGCAGGAUUCCCGCAGUAUGUUCAGCUCUAUGAAGCCUCUCUCUUCCCCAUCGAUAUCUCCUCAGUCAGGAGGGAUCAUGAGUUUUUGGAUCAUGACUCUGUGCGAGCGUUAUGCCGGAGAUUGACGACUCUGAACAAAUGCGCUGCUAUGAGUCUGGAAGUUCACUUCCGCUGUAAACAGAGCGAGGACUCUGAGGAGGAUGAUGCGUGUGCACUCAGCUCCCGUUGGGCGUUUCAGCGUGACAGUAAAACCUGGUCCCGCCUCCAGACGCACAGCGACGGUGUGACGACCCUGAGGCCAUCAGCCAGCAGUGACAGCGUCCUAAGUGACGUGACCUCGUUGACCUCUGACCUCAGCCUGAGCAGCCUGAGUCUGGACGUCGCCCAGGAGACCGCCUCUCCGGAGGUCACCACCUAUAGCGAGCCCACAGAAUGUGAUGGCGAUGACUCGUCCUCUCCUCCUCAUUCUGUCCGAGAAAAAGUCAGACGUUCGUCCAGACUCCUCCUGCGAAGGAUGGAGUCUCUGCGGCGACAGAAGGAUGCAGUUGCUAGGGGCGUUUCCACGGAAACGCAUCCUCCAGUGGCAAAAUUACGUCCGGAACUCGGCUUGCCAAAAAGGACAGUAAAAGGAAACGGUGCCUCAGAGGACGCGGGAUGGAGGUCGCGAAUGAGGCGGCACAGCAGCAUCGACCAAUCGGCAGCUGACAUCAAGCCUCAGAGGGCGUGUCUUUAUCUCGAGGAUUACCAGUUAGCAUGGGAGCGGUCCAAACUGACCAAUCAGAGAAGUCUCCCGGCAACUGUAGGGCGUCUCGUUCAUCUUCCUUCAGAUCACAAACCCGGAACGUUCCCCCGGUCGCUGUCCAUCGAGAGCGUGUGUCCGCCUGAUUUCUCUGGGCGUGGCGAGCCGAUCGGCUGGCUGGGAGAGGACGGAGACUUCUCAUUGGAUGGCACCAGCAGUUACCUCAGCGAAUCGCAGGACUUUGUUUCACCCACGCUGGGGAAACGGCACAACUCUGUGGAUUCGAUCAACUCGGUUUACGACAAUGUCCCGCACGCCUACCCGGUUUCUCCGGAGGUUCCGGUAGUUUCCAUUCAGAGCUCGGAGGACGCGUUCCAGUAUCUGGACGCCAUUUUGCAGCACAUCCACGGACUGCAGGACAACAUCGACGAGUGGUCGAACUCUCUGGGACGACAGCUGGAUGAGAGCGAGUCCAUGACAGAGGGUACGUUACCCAGCAUGCUUCAUGAUGAGGAGCGCUCGGAUUACGAGAGUGCCGGGAAUUCGCUGAACGACGGAGAUGGAGACAUGAGGGAAAGGAGGGAUUCGGGAGUCGGAGCGUCCCUCACUCGCCCCAGCAGGAAGCUGCGAUGGCACAGUUUCCAGAACUCACACCGCCCCAGCGUCUCCUCGGCCUCACAGGAGAUUAACCGCCAGUCAGCGGCUCAGCUCAACCUGCUGCAGAAGUACAGCCUGCUGAGGCUCACUGCUGUCCUGGAGAAACACGGAGACACGGGCAGACACGGCCGGAGCUGGACCGUGCCCAAGUUCAUGAAGCGCUCUAAAGUUCCUGAUUACAGAGACAAGCGAGUGUUUGGGGUUCCACCUAUCAUAAAUGUCCAGCGCAGCGGUCAGCCCCUCCCCCAGAGCAUACAGCAGGCCAUGAGGUACCUGCGGAGUCAGUGUCUCGAAAAGGUGGGAAUAUUUCGGAAGUCUGGAGUGAAAUCCCGGAUUCAGGCCCUCAGGCAGCUGAAUGAUAAUUCCCCUGAUCAUGUGACCUAUCAGGGCCAAUCAGCUUACGACGUUGCUGACCUGCUAAAGCAGUACUUCAGAGAUCUUCCAGAACCCAUCCUCACCUCCAAACUCACACAGACCUUCCUGCACAUUUACCAGUUCGUCCCUCAGCAGCAGAGGUUCCAGGCAGUGCAGUGUGCUGUGUUCCUCCUGCCUGAUGAGAACCGGGAGGUUCUGCAGACGCUGCUCUACUUCCUCAGUGACAUCAGCACAGCCGAGGAGAACCAGAUGACCGCACACACACUUGCUGUGUGUCUCGCUCCCUCCAUCCUGCACCUCAACAACUCCAAACGAGACACAGCCUCACACAGGCUGAUUAGCAAAAGGGGCAGAGCAAAACCAGACCACAAGGACCUGAGUGAGAACAUGGCAGCCACAGAGUGCCUGAGUCACAUGAUCACAGAGUGUAAAAAGCUCUUCCAGAUUCCUCAGGAGAUGAUGCUGCAGGCGUGUAGCUCCUACGUGUUAGCGGACGCUCAGCCGCUGCCUCUGCAUGCGCUCGGUGUGAACAGACGCGGAGAACACGUGGACUAUCGCGUUUACCUGGAGGACAACGUGCAGUGUUUACUCAGAGAUACAGCUGAGAAGGGCAAGGGGUGGCACAGCGCACCGGGACCUCCACACACUGAGCUCGCCUUCAAGAAGGUUGGAGAAGGCCACCCGAUUCGCCUGUGGCGUGCCUCUGUGGAGAUCGAGGCUCCACCCACUGUGGUUUUGCACCGUGUGCUGAGAGAGCGCCACCUAUGGGAUGAGGACCUGCUGCACAGCCGCGUAAUCGAGAGUCUGGAGAACAACACCGAGGUGUUUCACUACAUCACCGACAGCAUGGCGCCUCACCCACGCAGAGACUUUGUAGUGCUCCGGCGUUGGUGCACAGAUCUCCCUCGGGGUGUGUGUGUUCUCAUCUCCUCAUCUGUUGAUCACGGCAAUGUGCAGCUGGAGGCGGGGCUUCGAGCGGUGCUUCUGACAUCACGUAUUAUAAUUGAGCCAUGCGGAAAGGGGCGGAGCCGACUAACUCACUACUGCAGAGCAGAUCUACGGGGGCGCUCUCCUGACUGGUAUAAUAAAGUGUUUGGUCACCUGUGUGCAGCAGAAGUCGCUCGGAUACGUGGCUCGUUCCCCGUUCUGACCGCAAGAGGACCUGAGACCAAACUCUGAAACCAAGCGAGUGACAAACAGGACAAGACCAAAGUUUACAGUGGAAGUACUUCAUCUGAUCUUAAACCAGAUUAGACCAAAUCUGAUUACCAGACUACUCAGUAUAGACACAUGAUCUCAGACCUGAUUAGACAUGAUCAAACCAGACUAGUCUUAGAUUAGACCUAAUCCAAUUAGAUCCAAUUUAACCAGAUUAGACAAAGCAAAUACUCAGAGCUGAUCAGAUUAGAUUGGACCAAACCAAAGAAAUGACCUGUUUAUAUCACAUCAGAUUGGGACCGCAUGAAUCAGAGAGUAUUAGACAUGAUCAAACCAGAGAGCUCCUGACCUGCUCAAAUCAGACUAUAUCUCAUUAGAUCAAAUUAGAUCGGACCAUGCCGAAUCAGCACAGCCCAGGCCAACACAUUUAACUAGAAUAAAGACAGAUCAGAUCUAAACAGAUCAGAGGAGAAUCGACUAGACUGAACCAAAUUAGAUCGAAUUAGAUCAGGAAGCAUCAGACUAGAGAUUAGAUUAGAUUAGAUUAUAUUAGAUUAUACAACAUUCUAAGCACAAAAGACCAAAGAUUCAUCAGGGAUUCAAGAUUAAAAGAUAUCAAAGAUUAAAGCAGAUCAGACCAAAGCAGACCAGAUCAAGUAAAAGAGAUCGGAAAAGAGGGACGCAUUACACUAGAUCAGAUGUGAUCAGAUCUUUUCAAAAUGGAUUACAGUCAAGAUCAAGAAUCAAGAUCAAUCCAGAUUAGAUCAGAGAUUAAAACAUACUAAUCCAAAGAAUAGACCGGAUUUGGACACAUCAGAUCAGACAUUUAAACUAGAUCAGAUCAGACAAGAUGAACAUUAAUAGUUCAGUGUCUUAAGCGCUCUGUCUGAUGAAUAUUCAUUCAGCUUACAGGGCAGCACUCCGUCAGCCAAUCAGAAACCAGAUAUGUAAAUAUGUAAAUGAGCAGAGGAUUUGAAUAUGAAAGCUAUCAGGAAUCACACCGGGGGCGGAAACUGUCCCAGAUUUAUCUCUGCAUUCUGCACAGUGGCUGUGUGUGUGUGUGUGUGUGUGUGUGUGUAUGUGUGUGUGUGUGUGUAUGUGUGUGUGUGUGUGUGUGUGUGUGUGU
Messenger RNA from Hemibagrus wyckioides, 4562 nucleotides. RefSeq names its product StAR-related lipid transfer (START) domain containing 8 (gene stard8). Lineage: Eukaryota; Metazoa; Chordata; Actinopteri; Siluriformes; Bagridae. Gene Ontology annotation, molecular function: GTPase activator activity; protein binding; lipid binding. The record is from RefSeq and is a predicted model, not a curated record. Gene Ontology annotation, biological process: regulation of Rho protein signal transduction; actin cytoskeleton organization; signal transduction. Bases 395 to 3457 code for a protein of 1020 amino acids. The transcript has 14 exons.